UUACAGUAAUGAUAACGACGAUGACGACAACGACAACGCUGAUGGUGACGGUGGAGCUUCUGCUAAUGAUGAUAGUGAAUUUAAUGACAAUGACAAAAUGUUUAUUGAUACAAGGCCUUUAGCCCAAAACAACACAUACAUAUCAACACAUUUACAAACAGUGAUAUAUGACACAAGUAAUAUUAUUCUUAAACAAAAAUCGUGUAAUAAUGAUGAUGACGAUUUCUCAUAUGUUAAUGACUUUAAUUCUUUUGAUGAUGAUUCUUAUGAUAACGACGACGAUAAUGAUGCUUCUUCUGCCGCUGAUGAUGGUUCUGAUGAUUCUGAUUUUGAUUUUGAUUCCGAAGAUGAAGGUGAUGAUGAUGACGAAGAAGAAGAUGAUGAUGAUGAGGAGGAUGAUUUUACAAUAAUGACGAUGAUCGCUACAAUAAACAAAGCAAAGAUUGACAAUAGAUGA
Ruditapes philippinarum (Manila clam) is the source of this 457-nucleotide messenger RNA. RefSeq names its product trigger factor-like. The annotation marks the transcript as partial. The record is from RefSeq and is a predicted model, not a curated record. Lineage: Eukaryota; Metazoa; Mollusca; Bivalvia; Venerida; Veneridae. The transcript has a single exon.